AUGGCGGAUUCAAUGGCCCAGAAUGUUCAUGGCUAUGACCAUGAUAACUUGCGCCAUGUGGUUAUCACUUCUACUUGCUUUGCUUUCAUCUUAUCCACUACCGCAGUUGGCUUUCGUAUAAUCUCCCGAGCGAUUAAUGGAAGUGGUCUUUUUUUGGAUGACUGGCUCAUUAUUCUGGCAUUAAUCUUCGAAUAUGGUAUAUCAAUCGCAGGAGUUGUCUUACUAUACAAUGGUCUCGGAACCCAUAUCGCCGAGCUCUCCCCCGAACAGAUCAUUGUCUACCUAAAGACACUGUUUACAGGCUCGAUACUCUACACCGGCUGCAUUGCAAGUAUCAAACUAUCCAUCCUGAUGCUGUACCGCAGACUCUUUCCCGUCAAGACCAUGAAAUACGCCGUCAAUAUUGUAUCUCUGAUUGUGAUCCUAUGGGCUGCCUGCGGUAUUCUCGCAGGUUGUUUCACCUGCAUCCCAACAGAGAAGCUAUGGCACCCCAUGGUAGAAGGUGGUUGCAUGAAUCUAUCAAAGUUCUACUACGGUCUUCAGAUUCCCAACAUCGCGACGGAUGCAAUCAUCCUCCUGAUGCCCAUGCACAUUGUGUGGAACCUUCCCAUCUCCAAGGCACAGAAGUUGGGUCUUUCUGGGAUAUUUAUUCUGGGAUUCUUAACUUUAAUUUUCGAUAUCAUUCGUCUGGUCGUCCUGAUCGAGCUUUCCACUAAGGGCGACGAUAUUACCUAUAAUGAAGUCCCAGCAAGCGUGUGGACAUGUAUCGAGCCCGCCGUUGGAAUCGUCGCAGCGUGCCUGUCGAAUAUGCGGCCUUUGUUUAAGGUCAUGCACACCAAGGUUUGGUCUAGGCUUUCUAGCCGAUAUGCCACCAACGCGAGUAAUACAAGCGAUUCACAGAUUAAUGAGAAGGGUAGCUGGCUGCGAAAGACCCCUAGCCCAACCGGCGAAGGGAGUAUUUCUCCCAGUGCUAGUGGGAAUUUGAACCAGUCGCCGACUCAAACCCAGUCUGCUGUGUAA
Penicillium crustosum is the source of this 1020-nucleotide messenger RNA. RefSeq lists its product as uncharacterized. The transcript has 6 exons. NCBI's taxonomy places the organism in Eukaryota, Fungi, Ascomycota, Eurotiomycetes, Eurotiales, Aspergillaceae. The coding region runs from base 1 to 1020 and encodes 339 amino acids. The record is from RefSeq and is a predicted model, not a curated record.